Messenger RNA from Chelonia mydas (Green sea turtle), 630 nucleotides. RefSeq names its product trefoil factor 3-like. The transcript has 3 exons. Lineage: Eukaryota; Metazoa; Chordata; Testudines; Cheloniidae. The record is from RefSeq and is a predicted model, not a curated record. Gene Ontology annotation, biological process: maintenance of gastrointestinal epithelium. The coding region runs from base 185 to 412 and encodes 75 amino acids.
GUAUGGGCUGGGAAAUGUUUUAAUCAAAAAGAGAUAAAUGGAGAGAACUGCCAAAAAUGCCUCCUUAGGUAAAUGUUAUUUGAAACUAUUUGAUCAAACAAAACUGCUAUAAAACAAAACCCUCUAAGGACAUUUUCAUCUGUAGACUCACAUUCUUCUUAAAGACUGAACACUGAAGACUGCAAUGGAAAAUAAGGUGUUCUGGUUACUGACCAUUUCCCUCAUUGUGGGGCUCAGCAAUGCCUUGCUGCCUCCAGGUGAAUGUGAUGUGCAACCAAAAGCAAGAGAAAACUGUGGGUAUCCAGGCAUCACUGAAAUUGAAUGUAGUGCAAGACAAUGCUGCUUUAAUUCAGAUGCUCCAGAUAGCCCCUGGUGUUUCAAACCAGUUCCAGUAGAAGAAUGUCAACUAUAAAAUGGAUCUUCUCUAGAAACGUGUCUCUCACAGUGGAGUUCUUCAUUAUGACAAUGACAAAGUGCACUCAUCUGUACAAUGUAUGCAAGCUGUAAUGAUGCUGAUUUCCAAGCAGGUCAUUUCUGAUCCCUCUGUUUUCUUUACAAUGACAUAGUUUACCACUGCAGUCUUUUUUCUAUACUUUAAUAUCAUGUACCUGCUUGAAACAAUAAAAGCAG